This is a messenger RNA of Artibeus jamaicensis (Jamaican fruit-eating bat), 2172 nucleotides long. It is a transcript of the gene KCNC1, whose product is annotated as potassium voltage-gated channel subfamily C member 1. The record is from RefSeq and is a predicted model, not a curated record. The transcript has 4 exons. Bases 259 to 2016 code for a protein of 585 amino acids. Gene Ontology annotation, biological process: protein homooligomerization; potassium ion transmembrane transport. Gene Ontology annotation, molecular function: protein binding; delayed rectifier potassium channel activity. NCBI's taxonomy places the organism in Eukaryota, Metazoa, Chordata, Mammalia, Chiroptera, Phyllostomidae. Gene Ontology annotation, cellular component: axon; neuronal cell body membrane; dendrite membrane.
CGGACCAGCUCUCUCCUACAUCUGGCGCCUAGAGACCCUUGGGAUCCCGAGCACACUCCCCUGGACCAGCACCCGACAGAAAGCACCCUGAGGGGCUUGCGUUGCUCUUGCGGUUGCUAGAGCCGCGGUCCUCUGUACCCCCCGACGGCUGGGGGGAGGGGGGAGGAGGCUGCGCGCCCCCCUCCCCGGCACCAACUCCCCCUGGCGGCUGCUCCCAUGGGUGUCGCUGGGCCGCGCCAUGCCUAAGGGGGCGCCGCGAUGGGCCAAGGGGACGAGAGCGAGCGCAUCGUGAUCAACGUGGGCGGCACGCGCCACCAGACGUACCGCUCGACGCUGCGCACGCUGCCCGGCACGCGGCUCGCCUGGCUGGCAGAGCCCGACGCCCACAGCCAUUUCGACUAUGACCCGCGUGCCGACGAGUUCUUUUUCGACCGCCACCCGGGCGUCUUCGCGCACAUUUUGAACUACUACCGCACGGGCAAGCUGCACUGCCCCGCAGACGUGUGCGGGCCGCUCUACGAAGAGGAGCUGGCCUUCUGGGGCAUCGACGAGACGGACGUGGAGCCCUGCUGCUGGAUGACCUACCGCCAGCACCGGGACGCUGAGGAGGCGCUCGACAGCUUUGGCGGUGCACCCCUGGACAACAGCGCUGACGACGCGGACGCCGACGGUCCUGGAGACUCGGGCGACGGCGAGGACGAGCUGGAGAUGACCAAGCGCCUGGCGCUCAGUGACUCCCCUGACGGCCGGCCUGGUGGCUUCUGGCGCCGCUGGCAGCCUCGCAUCUGGGCGCUCUUUGAGGACCCCUACUCAUCCCGCUACGCGAGGUAUGUGGCCUUCGCCUCCCUCUUCUUCAUCCUGGUCUCCAUCACCACCUUCUGCCUGGAGACCCAUGAGCGCUUCAACCCCAUCGUGAACAAGACGGAGAUCGAGAACGUCCGGAACGGCACGCAGGUGCGCUACUACCGGGAGGCGGAGACGGAGGCCUUCCUCACCUACAUCGAGGGCGUCUGCGUGGUCUGGUUCACCUUCGAGUUCCUCAUGCGUGUCGUCUUCUGCCCCAACAAGGUCGAGUUCAUCAAGAACUCGCUCAACAUCAUUGACUUUGUGGCCAUCCUCCCCUUCUACCUGGAGGUGGGCCUAAGUGGCCUGUCCUCGAAGGCGGCCAAGGACGUCCUGGGCUUCCUGCGCGUGGUCCGCUUCGUGCGCAUCCUGCGCAUCUUCAAGCUGACCCGCCAUUUCGUGGGCCUGCGUGUCCUUGGCCACACCCUCCGCGCCAGCACCAACGAGUUCUUACUGCUGAUCAUCUUCCUGGCCCUGGGCGUCCUGAUCUUCGCCACCAUGAUCUACUACGCCGAGAGGAUAGGGGCGCAGCCCAAUGACCCCAGUGCCAGUGAGCACACCCACUUUAAGAACAUCCCCAUUGGCUUCUGGUGGGCCGUGGUCACCAUGACAACACUGGGCUACGGAGACAUGUACCCGCAGACGUGGUCCGGGAUGCUGGUGGGAGCGCUGUGUGCGCUGGCCGGGGUGCUGACCAUCGCCAUGCCCGUGCCCGUCAUCGUGAACAAUUUUGGGAUGUAUUACUCCUUAGCCAUGGCUAAGCAGAAACUACCAAAGAAAAAAAAGAAGCAUAUUCCACGGCCACCGCAGCUGGGAUCUCCCAAUUAUUGUAAAUCUGUCGUAAACUCUCCACACCACAGUACUCAGAGUGACACAUGCCCGCUGGCCCAGGAAGAGAUUUUAGAAAUUAACAGAGCAGAUUCCAAACUGAAUGGGGAGGUGGCGAAGGCCGCGCUGGCGAACGAAGACUGCCCCCACAUAGACCAGGCCCUCACUCCCGAUGAGGGCCUGCCCUUUACGCGCUCGGGCACCCGCGAGAGAUACGGACCCUGCUUCCUCUUAUCAACCGGGGAGUACGCGUGCCCACCUGGUGGAGGAAUGAGAAAGGAUCUUUGCAAAGAAAGCCCUGUCAUUGCUAAGUAUAUGCCGACAGAGGCUGUGAGAGUGACUUGACCAGGCGGCUUGGCCGAGGACACUGGUGGCUAAUAAGCAUCUGGGUGGACCUGCAGCCCCUCCUCACCCUCGGACAGAGUAAAUUCACGCCACGCAGGUUUGCCGGACGAGUCCGAGUGGCCCAGGCAUUGUGCUAGGACGGACGUAGCUUUUUCU